CGAAACAAACUCUUAUCAAAACCACAGCAAAUUAAAUCUAAUUGAACCAAACGAAAUAUAUAGUCCAACCGAUUAAAAAUGACUUUGAGGUUAUAAUUCAAUCAAAUUUUAACGAAAACUGAACUAAUCAAACCAACCAACGGUACCUACCCAAACCGAAAUCCGAAAAUAAACCAAAAUACCUACAACUAUUUUUUUUACAAGAAAGUGUGACCAUUUUCGCAUGAAGAAAGAAAGACGAAGAGGCAUUGACGUGACGUAGAGCUCAACAUUCACUCGCAUCGUUUCGCAUGGGGUAAGCAGGUGCCGUGCACGUAGACCACACCACUCUCUCUUCAUUAAAAUCCACUCUUCUAAUUCAUGAAAUUCCACAAUCAUCCGAUAUCAAACAAGCUAUGGCGCCCUUUCCACUCUCUUUGAUUUUUGGAAAGAAAAAACGUCGUCGCGACGACGAGAUACGAAGACAAAAGCCGACGCUCAAGGGUGUUAUGACGGCUUUUUUUGCCACUGAAGCUGCAAUAUGCCUCUUGUUGCUGGCCGGUAUAUCUCUAACCGGCACAGCCGUGGCACUAUUCGCGUCCAUGCCGCUAUUCCUCGUUUUUAGCCCCGUUCUUGUACCCGCGGGUAUUGCCACCACUAUUCUUGCUUCAGGUUUAAUGGCCGGAGGCACCUCUGGUGUGUCGGGUCUCACCAUCUUAAUGUGGCUCUACAAGAAAUAUACGGGUAGAGACUUUCCAAUUAAAAUUCCAGGUGCUGCCGCAGCAGGUGGAGCUGCCCCAGCCGCUCCCGCUGCCCCUGCCCCUGCUGCACCUGCCGCUAAACCAGCAGCUAAACCAGCAGCUAAACCGGGCGCGUGAAAAUUAGUCAAGGACAUAGACAAGGAUGCAUGACGAUAUGGAAAAAUUUGCUCUACAACCAUUGAAAUUCCAUAAAUUAAAGAUAUUUAUCCACUUCUUUUUUUUGCUAAGUACUAAUUAUUACGUACUGAUGAAACUAAAUUUCUCAAUCGUCAUUCUAUUGAUGUAUGCCGUGCUACAGAAACAAUAACAUAUAUAUGCAUGUUUAUUGUUUAAUAUUUUAAAAACGAGGUUAUAUAUAUAACCGAUUUUAACCUUAAA
Messenger RNA from Arabidopsis thaliana (thale cress), 1118 nucleotides. It is a transcript of the gene GRP20, whose product is annotated as glycine-rich protein 20. Lineage: Eukaryota; Viridiplantae; Streptophyta; Magnoliopsida; Brassicales; Brassicaceae. The record is from RefSeq and is marked reviewed. The coding region runs from base 396 to 857 and encodes 153 amino acids. The transcript is spliced from 2 exons. Gene Ontology annotation, cellular component: membrane; monolayer-surrounded lipid storage body; lipid droplet.